UCCGAGGGCCCCUGAAGGCUCCGGAGCCUCCAGCGGAAACCAGCUGAGGCAGGUCGAGAAGACAAGAUGGCGCAGUGAGCGGGCGGCGCUUUGUGCGGACGGUCCAGACCUCGAAAAAAAGACUAAACAAGUCCAGAAGGACGGUCCGAAUACCACCACCGCCUUAGCAGCGGCCCGGUUAUCGCGCUUGCCCCCGGGGAGGGAGGAGGUUGGAGCCUGUGUGAGCCCUGGUCCGUGUGAAGCCGUUAGCUCGAUGCUAGCGGCGGAUCGACGGCAGUUGUUGUUGUCGAAGGCCCGCGGUUCGGUCGGCUUUGGUUCGGAUUAACGUCGAGUUGUACCGUCACAGGGCCCGUGUUUUGGUCUGGAUCUAAACCAAGCAUAAAGAACCCGAGGUCAACAGCGCAUGAUUGAGCGGAACCUUCCCAGAAGAUCAGGUUUUGUCUUUUUUGUUUAAGUCGGAGCCCGACCAGCAGAACUCCGACAAUAUCCGGACCAACACGUCUCUGUGUCCAACUGGCACGCCUCAUUUUCGGGCUAAUUUGGUGUUGUUAAGUGUUGGAUAUCAUGGCGAGCAGCAGCGGCUCCAAGGCCGAGUUCAUCGUCGGGGGAAAGUACAAGCUGGUCCGGAAGAUCGGUUCCGGCUCUUUCGGGGACAUCUACUUGGCUAUCAACAUAACCAAUGGGGAGGAGGUGGCCGUAAAGCUGGAGUCCCAGAAGGCCCGACAUCCGCAGCUCCUGUACGAAAGCAAACUCUACAAGAUCCUGCAGGGCGGCGUGGGCAUCCCGCACAUCAGGUGGUACGGUCAGGAGAAGGACUACAAUGUUCUAGUCAUGGAUCUGCUGGGACCCAGUCUGGAGGACCUUUUCAACUUCUGCUCUCGCCGCUUCACCAUGAAGACAGUUCUCAUGCUGGCAGACCAGAUGAUCAGCAGAAUUGAAUAUGUGCACACAAAGAACUUCAUCCACAGAGACAUCAAACCAGACAACUUCCUCAUGGGCAUCGGGCGUCACUGUAACAAGUGUUCAGACUCGGCAGUGGGGAAGAGGAAAAGAGGCGUGGCUGUUAGCUCUUCUCAGGACCCACCUUUCUCAGGAUUAAACCAGCUCUUCCUUAUCGACUUUGGUUUGGCAAAGAAGUACAGAGACAACAGGACCCGACAACACAUCCCCUACAGAGAAGACAAGAACCUGACGGGCACUGCUCGCUACGCCUCCAUCAACGCACAUCUGGGCAUCGAACAGAGUCGCCGUGACGACAUGGAGUCGCUCGGCUACGUGCUGAUGUACUUCAACAGAACCAGCCUGCCAUGGCAAGGGCUUAAGGCUGCCACAAAGAAACAGAAGUAUGAGAAGAUUUCGGAAAAGAAAAUGUCCACCCCUGUAGAGGUCCUUUGUAAGGGCUUCCCAGCAGAGUUUGCCAUGUACCUGAACUACUGCCGUGGCCUGCGCUUUGAAGAGGCUCCAGACUACAUGUACCUGCGUCAGCUGUUCCGCAUUCUGUUCAGGACCCUAAACCACCAGUAUGACUACACGUUCGAUUGGACCAUGCUGAAGCAGAAAGCCGCCCAGCAGGGUGCCUCCUCGGGGGGCCAGGGGCAGCAGGCACAAACCCCCACAGGCAAGCAAACUGACAAAUCCAAGCCUAACAUGAAAGGGUUCUAAAAGGCAAGCCUGAUCCAAACUGCUGUGGUGAGCAGGACCAGUGGGCUCCGAGCGCCCCCUGGUGGUUGAGCGUCUCUCCUUCCAUCAUCCCUGUCUGUCAUGGAAACGUGUAGAUCUGCACACGCUCAGUUUUGUCAUCGAUAUUUUCAGACCUGUAUGAAUCACAAAUCCUUUGGAAAAAUGUUUUUUUAGGAUCUGGAGGCUGUAGCCCCCCACCUUCCCCCCUCCCUCUGCGGUUAGUUCAGGCGCAGGCGGUCAGCUGACUGGUGUUGGUCGCCGUGGAAACGCCUCAACUCCUCCCCUUUUAGCAGGCGGAUGGAAAAGCUGUAACUUUGGCCUCUUCCUCUGUUUCUGAAUGAUUGAUGAGCCCUGGAUGUUUCUUUAAAAACUGUCGGGUUUUCUUUUGUUUCUAUGGUGAUUAAGAGUUUGCUGCCCCCUACUGGCAGCAGUUGGAGCUGAAUGACACUUUUGCUUUUCCCUCUAGAACUGAAUUAUUAAGUCUGUUGUAAAACUUCUGGUCUUCUCCAAAAAUGCCAAUAAAAACCUUACUUAACUCA
Molecule: messenger RNA, 2219 nt
Organism: Oryzias latipes (Japanese medaka)
Lineage: Eukaryota; Metazoa; Chordata; Actinopteri; Beloniformes; Adrianichthyidae
Gene: csnk1a1
Product: casein kinase 1, alpha 1
Biological process (GO): protein phosphorylation
Molecular function (GO): ATP binding; protein kinase activity
Source: RefSeq, a predicted model, not a curated record